Molecule: messenger RNA, 2351 nt
Organism: Rubroshorea leprosula
Lineage: Eukaryota; Viridiplantae; Streptophyta; Magnoliopsida; Malvales; Dipterocarpaceae
Source: the annotation of a GenBank genome assembly
GUUUCACUGGUACAACCUCAUCCAUUUGGGUUUGGAAGCAUAGCCUCGGACAUCGUUACCCCAUUGUUCCCGAAACCAUAGAAACGUUAGAAGGUGAAAAAUCGGCCGGGAUGAGAACGAAACUUCAACGCAUGCCCACCAUGACUGCCGCCACAUUGGUCGGCAGAAAGGGUUUCUGUUCAGCACAGCUCUUAAACAGCUCUCAGGCUGCUUCCAACAUUAAACUUAGUGGUGAAGAGUUCAUGUCAAAAUUGCUUGACAGAAGAUGGACACUGCAAAACCCUGAUACUAAGAUUCAUCAAAUAAUAGUUUCUCCUGUACAAAGACAAAAUGGAGUGGGAUCAUUUGCUAAUGUUUCUUUCUUCAACAAUACUGAGCCAUAUCUUGGUAACAAGAUGAUUGAUGAGAAUCAAGGUCCAUCUUUCUAUAUUCUUAGGGAUGAUUUGUUACAUCCUUUGGUUAAUGGCAAUAAAGCAAGAAAACUGGAUGCAUUAUUUCCUCUCAUGGAAGAUUACUCCGUGACAGAUGUGGUUACAUGUGGAGGUUGUCAAAGUGCGCAUACAGCAGCUGUUGCUGUUUCAUGUGCAGAAAGGGGGCUCAAGUCACAUUUGCUUCUACGUGGGGAGCAGCCUGAAAUUCUAACUGGCUAUAACCUCAUUUCAACAAUGUAUGGAAAUGUAACAUAUGUGCCGAGGUCCUUUUAUGCUCACAGGAAAGGAAUGCUGCAGAGCCAUGCUAGUUUAGUUGCAGGUCAUACUGGUUCCAUUGUACACUGCAAUGAAAUUAUUGAGGAGUGCUUUAGUAUCCGUACAAGUGAGAGGCACUUGAAAAAGGUCAUUAUAGUCAAUGAAGGUGCAUCAGAUGCUAUAGCCAUGCUAGGUAUAUUUCGUCUGGUGCAAUAUUUAUCCCAGGACCAUUUACUUGGAAGAAAGAGGACUUUAAAUUUUAUUGUAGAUGCUGGGACUGGAACAACAGCUAUUGGUUUGGGACUUGGAGCUCUAUGUUUAGGGCUCCCAUGGAAGGUUACUGCUGUUAUGUUGGCUGACAAAAUUGAUGCAUACAGAGAACAGGAGAGCCGUUUAAUCUCUGACUUCAAGAGGCAAUUUCAUUUUACACUUGAUGAUCACAAACUAAAUGAAGUAGAUGUUGGAAUUGUGCACUGGGUGGACCGUUGCCAUGAAAGAAAAUUUGGCAAUGUUUUGCAAGGGGAAAUAGAGGCUUGCCAACAAAUUGCACAGCAAACUGGAAUUCUAGUGGAUCCUGUGUAUACCUUAGCAGCUUGGGAAAUGGCAACGCUUCUUAGAAGUAAGAACGCUGAAGAUGAUGCUGAUGUGGUGAUGCUUCAUACUGGAGGCACAUUAGGCCUUUUUGGAUUAGCACAGAGGUACAAAUCUUACUUCCAUAAACUCAAAGACAGAUUACCUGCUUCUGAGUAAACAUUUGCUUAACCUUUUAUGUUACAAAUUCCAGCUGUAUUUUCUUGUAGCCGUUUUCUCCUAUUAUACACAUACAUGGAGUUGAUCAAAACGGCACUGAAAUCAUAUUUGCUAAACACUUAGCAUGCCUGAGUUGGUCCUGUCGUUGCAUGGUUUCAGAAAAAAAGGGCUAGAUAUAAUAAAGGACGCCUGGCUUAAGCAUAUAAUGUAUGAUGAUCAAAGUUUUAGGUCAACAUAAGACACCCAUAUCGUACACCACCAUGCAUAUUGAUAACAAUAAAACUUGUAUUUAGGACUGAGUUUUAUGUUGCAUCCAUACAAUUCCUUUCUGGGUCCAGCUUCUAUUUCAUGAAAGUGAGCCCACUAUAAGUUUUAGCAUGGACACGGCAAAAUCCGAUGUGGAAAUAGCUGUACCCUUGUAUAGAUUACGUAUCAUGCAAUGCCUCUUGUUUUAUUAAGAAGAGGGGAGCUGAGAAAGAUGUCUCAACUCAAGUCGUAAGAACUUGAGACUUUAAUUAAGUUAAAAUGUUUUAUAUUCGAACAUUGAAACGGAUGUGGGUAGAUUUGGAAAAAGAUAUGGGCAUUUCAUGUUGCAUAACGGUUCAUUAUAUGUACUUAAGAAAAUCAAGAAGAGGGAAAGAAGGAACAUCAAACUUGGGACAAUCAAAAGAUGGAGUAGAAGUACAGAAGGCCCAUAUCUUCUUGAUGGUUUUUACAGCAGUUAGGCAAGAUUCCAUUAAAUUGAAAGGCGAGUAAAAUUCAAGCGGUCAAUAUUAAAUCCAUUUUCACUUUACUGCUUCCAGGUGGUCAUGGCUUUUACCUCUCUCCGAGACUGUAAUUCUUGGGAAGAAGGGAAGCAAAUUUUCUAUCUCUGCUUUGUGCUGUACUAUUUUAUAAUGAAGGUGAACAUUCUUG